Lineus longissimus is the source of this 1433-nucleotide messenger RNA. RefSeq lists its product as uncharacterized. The transcript has 3 exons. Lineage: Eukaryota; Metazoa; Nemertea; Pilidiophora; Heteronemertea; Lineidae. The coding region runs from base 100 to 1053 and encodes 317 amino acids. The record is from RefSeq and is a predicted model, not a curated record.
UGCCACUGUACUUCCUCUGUACUACUCUUGAAAAAAAAUACCUAUAUCUCCCAUGCUUACCAGUCUUCCUGAGAAGACUUAGAGUUUCGAAGUAUUCUGAUGGAUCGUUUAAAGUAUAACGAGAAAGCAUCCUUACUAAACAACAUGGCGUCCCAUAAGCCCGUCUACAUCGCCCUUAUUGUCGUGUCGUGGCUGUUCUACAUUGGUGCCAUCAUUGCCGGGACAUCGACGAGGUUCAUUUAUGAAGCAGCUGAUGCCAAAAACGAGACGAAGAACGUUACCUAUGAUGACACCCUCAUCAACCCUGCUCCCUGGACGUUUGGAGUCGUCUGGUCAAUCAUUUUCCUCUACCAGGGCAUUUGGAUUAUAUACGUCACAGCCUCCAUCUUCCGACGUGGAAAGAUCACCAAAAGCUACGUGUACACCAUGGAAGGAAUCUGCCCUCCGCUAACUUACGUCUUCUUCAUUCUCGGCUGCGCAGGCGCAAUCGUCUGGAGCGUUGUUUUUGUCUACGAAAUUCUGCUGCCAAAUUUGUUCCCGUUGUUGUUCGCAUGGUUUUCCCUCUAUGCUGCUUUGAUCAUCUGCUACAGGGAUUCCGAGAAUCAUUUCUUGAACGUUGUCAAAGAUGGGUUGUUAGUCGACGUGGUGCUAGUCCGUGCGUUCAUUCACAAUGGACUUGCAACCUUCGCAACCUGGGUGACCUUGGCCUUCUUCGUACAGCUCUCAGUUGUUUUGAAAUACGUCACAAUGGCGGACGAGCUCGUGUCAAGCAUCGUCAUCCUUGCAGUAAUUCUCGUUUUGUUGAUCGUCUGGUUUGCAUUCAACAAUUUUGUCUUCCCGAAGUUCUGUCAGUUCACCUUCACGCCUUAUUUUGUCGUGUUGCUUGCAACUGCUGGGAUCAUUACCGAUGGUUUCGAUACAUCGAAUGCCGCCUUACUUUUUGCACUUGUCAUUCUCAUCGUUGACAUUGUGUUGCUCAUUGUUACGAUUGUUUUGGUGGUACGUCGGUUUAAGUCGAAAUCGUUGGUUGGCCUUGCUGUUCCAAGAAUCUAAUAUAGAAAUUUACCAAACUGUGUACAUGUGUUUGUGUUGCCUGUUUUAUAAGUGCAAACUGAUGCUAUCAGACAAGGUUACGGCAGUAUAGUACGGCAUGAUACAACGUUUCAUUCUGCGUGGUCUUCUCUGAGUCGUCCCGGGCCCUUUUUCUUUAUAAAAAAACAUGUCAUUGUGCAUUGAAAGUAGAGCCCGCUAGGCUGUAGACAGCUAUGCUGUGUGGUAUCAUGUAUUAUACACCAAGGACAUUUAUAUCCAUGUAUCUUUCCAUUUGAAUGACAAUCGUUGUGCAAAUGUAAAAUCGAGUUGCGUUGUCUUUUCCAAAUUAUUGGAGAGAGGUUGAGAUCAGUGAAUUAUCGCAGAUCCUUAUAAAUGUAUUU